Molecule: messenger RNA, 2318 nt
Organism: Aegilops tauschii subsp. strangulata
Lineage: Eukaryota; Viridiplantae; Streptophyta; Magnoliopsida; Poales; Poaceae
Source: RefSeq, a predicted model, not a curated record
AGCUAGGUCUCCUCUUCCGAUCCUGUCGGCUCGCAUUUCCCGCCUCUCUCCGCCGCUCUCUCCUGUGAUUUGGAUCUCCCCCUUCGCCGCCGCAUCCCCUCCGCCGCCGCAUCUCCUCUUCGCCGGUGCCAAGAGGAAGAAGAACAAGAGAUCAGCUAGCUAGAGGAAGAAGAACAAGAGAGACAAGCUAGUUUUGUUUUGUAUUUGUGCUGUUGGGAUCAAGAGAUCAGCUAGCUGGAGCAGAUAUAAAGAAAAAAGGAAACCCCAGGCAGCGGCCGCGGCGGAGACAGAGAUCGACGGUGCGGGCAAGAGGCGCCGAUGGGCGGCGGGUCGAUCAAGUCGGACAUGGAGAUGCUGAUGGAGGACAUCAUCUCCCUGCGGAGAGAGCGGAAAGACCUCAUGGAGUCUCUUACUCCCAGGAUUUCUUCCUGGAGGGAUCGGAUCUCUGGAGAAGCAAUCUCGUCCUUCCAUAAGAUGGACUCGAGCACCAUCAAACAAGCCUCCAGUUUCCAGUCCGACUCACAGCAGCAGGUAUACUUGACAGACGACUUCGAUAUUCUGGAGGACGUCGAGGAUUUGGGCCAGCGGAUGCUAUCUUUGGCACAUUCUCUUUCGACUUCCCAUGCCCCCAUCUCCUUGUACAAGGCGGACGAGCUGGUUAGCACAGCAUCCAAAUUAGCGCAUAUCUCGCUGGAUUUCUGCAAAUCUACCGGGGCGGCAAUGGAGGAGGCAGCGGAGGAGGAGAGGAAGACGAAGCAGACUCAAGAGAAGAAGAAUGAUGAGCUGAGCAAGCUUUUUCUGCCCAACGAAUUCUUGGAACUCUCCUGCAGUGUCCUGGAUAGACCCUACUGCUACAAAAAUGAGUUGGCCAUGCUGUUUAAGGUGGAGGAAGAGGAGGAGUAUGAGAGGGUGAGGGAGGCCGAGAGAGAGAUGGAGAGGCAGAGGGCGAAGAGUAAGCAGAGGAGGCAGAGGGAGAAGAACAAGCAGCAGAUUGUGGUGAAGGAGGAGCGCGUUGCUGAUGAGCAGCAAACAAAAUCUCAAACGGAGCAACUCAAAGAGUGGAUGGAUGAUGAGCUGGAAUUUUUCGCAGGCCACCGUAGCAUCUGGGAACGCUCUAGUGGCAGCAAGGCCGGGCGGUUCGGUGGCUUCGAAGAUAAAACGACAUUAAGUCCUCUCCAAUUUACGCACUGCACACCCGGUAUCCUUCUGCCCCGUGCCGCUGUCACUGAAAGAACGUUGCAAAUCUACUCAUUCAAACUUGUUGGACUAACGGAGCAGCUGAAGUGGCCACUCUCUGUUUAUGGCGUGGUUGCUGCCCGAGACACCGUAGACUGCAACCGCAACCUUCUCUUCUCUCGGUCGAGGAUCAGGGGUCAAUUACUCUCUGGACAUGACUCUUAUCUGCGCUUGACUGGCCCGUCUCGAGCAAUUCUAGUUGGGGAUUAUGUUGACUUUGAAGUUGAACUAAAAGUACGUGAUGGAGAUGAUGAGCACAAUGAUACACAGUUGAUGUGUGUUAGCAAGCGGUAUAAAGAAGCAGACGGCGACGGUGAGCAACCUUUACUCUUCGAUAGCCCAUUAUGUACUGCAGAGUUGAGGUUUGAGCUUUUUCCUACGACGGUCCAGCUCACUGUAUUGUCCGUUCGUGUUGUUGGAGGUGAGUUCCCUUUUAGCUCUGGGGGUCAGGUUGCUUGUAUUGUUUCUGGCCGUGAGAGGGUUGUGCUGUUUGAUUCUACUGAAAAAAUUACUAGAGAAGACGAAGUAGUUUUGGAUGGUUAUGUUCCUUUGUCAAGAAACGCCAUUUCAGUAGAGUUUGAAAAAGGAGUGACUGUUGAGGUAACAGCCUAUGUUGAUUCUGGUUCUAUCGCUGAUCGUGUCCACUUCCCUUCCAAGUGGUGCAACAUUAGUCAGGAUAGAUGUUUCAUCUGUGGUUCUGAGGUGGAGAUUACUGUUGCAUGGUCCCGGGUUGUGAGAGACAAGAUGGAGAUGUUGCUGGAGGGAUACGCUACCCAGGUGUAGUGUGCUAUCUGUAAUCAGGAGUGGUAAUUGUAUGUCGGCAAGUAUCAACUAUAUAUAUUAUUAUUUGUAUGUUGCCUCUAUAUUUUGUAUGUCGGCAAGUAGUAUGUAUGAAGUCUAUAUUAUAUUAUUUGACUCUUAUGUGUUAAUGAGCAGUCGUGUUGUGUGAAAUAUUCAGGAAAUAGCCUUGAAAGCCAAGUUUGCUUGUACUGGCAUUAUGUUUACUUGUGUUGUGUGCCAUUGCAAAUAUUCUGCUCAGCUGCUUAAUAGAAGUAUGUAAGAUUGGGAUGUCCUGCAUUUAA